This is a messenger RNA of Desarmillaria tabescens, 686 nucleotides long. RefSeq lists its product as uncharacterized. The record is from RefSeq and is a predicted model, not a curated record. The coding region runs from base 1 to 624 and encodes 207 amino acids. The transcript is spliced from 5 exons. Lineage: Eukaryota; Fungi; Basidiomycota; Agaricomycetes; Agaricales; Physalacriaceae.
AUGACAAAGGAGGGCUCGGGUGUAGAGAUGGCUAGCAACAAACACCACGCUAUUGCCUGUUGGUGGGCCACCUCUGGGAGUUUUAUUGACCUCCGGGGAAUAGGCGAUUCCGGUGAUAAGCUGAGUAUGGAGCAUAUGCAUGAAGGCGAAACUUCGUAUGGAUUCCCGUCGUAUCGAUACCCUACGUCAAAGCCUAAGCAAGGCGCGUCUGACAAAGUAUUAACAAUGGCUCUUUCACGCGUUGACCUUCAUACUAUCCAAAGUCGGAGAUUUCAAUCCUGGGCUUCUGCUCUGUCGAAUCUAGCCGGACGCGUACUUGGGUUGCCAAACCUUCCGCGGAGGCGGACCACUGAAGACAUAUUGCGCUCUUUCCUGCACCAUUUUGACACCAUUCAGUUGCCAUCCGUCGAGGAUGCUGCACUCGAAGAUCCUUGUAUCAAAGAGGCUGAACGUCGAGGAUAUGCCCUCGAUGCGCUUAAGCCGUACCUAACGGUUGGGCUUAACAUCACGGCUUCGGCAUACCACCAUCUAGUCAAUGUCGACGUCAAAGUCUACAUCGUCUUUUUACCGCGUUCGCUACAUACUUCGACGAUGUCUACCCUGAUGACCCUGACGCCCUCAUAGGUGUUCCUAAUUUUACCAAGGUGAAUAUCGAUAGGUCUACUUGCAAUGUAUUCCACUUACAA